This is a messenger RNA of Vicia faba (fava bean), 1311 nucleotides long. The record is from the annotation of a GenBank genome assembly. Lineage: Eukaryota; Viridiplantae; Streptophyta; Magnoliopsida; Fabales; Fabaceae.
AUGUCUCCUUCCAUCCUUCUUCUCCUUACUCUAUUCGCAAUUGCAGGUCACUUCCUUCUUCUUUAUUUUUCUUUUCUAACCAUUAGUAACGACUCGCAGUCCUUCAUCGGAGUUAACUACGGUCAGAUCGCCAACAAUCUUCCAGCACCGGAAGUCUCCGCCAGGCUCCUCCAAUCCACCACCAUCGGGAAAGUUCGCAUAUACGGCGCCGAUCCCGCAAUAAUAAAGUCUCUUGCUAACACCGGUAUCGGAAUCGUCAUCGGAACCGCUAACAGCGACAUUCCGAUUCUAGCGUCCGAUCAAAACGCAGCAAAACAGUGGGGACUUGUUUCACAGCUCGUUCCGGCAAUUCGAAAUGUCCAAACUGCCCUCAGCUCGGUGGCGCUUGGCGGUAGGGUGAAGGUGUCUACAGUACAUUCCAUGGCGGUGUUGUCUCGCUCGGAUCCACCUUCGUCCGGGUCGUUCAACCCGGGUUUACAAAACACACUGAAUCAGUUACUUGCGUUUCUGAGGGAUAAUAAAUCGCCGUUUGCGGUUAACCCGUAUCCGUUUUUCGCUUAUCAGAGUGACCCGAGACCCGAAACGCUUGCGUUUUGUUUGUUUCAAUCUAAUUCGGGUCGGGUUGAUUCGGGUAACGGAAAGCUUUAUACCAAUAUGUUCGAUGCUCAGGUUGAUGCCGUGCAUUCUGCUCUGAAUGCAAUGAAGUAUGACGACAUUGAGAUUGUGGUUGCUGAAACAGGAUGGCCUUCUAGUGGGGACAGCCAUGAAGUAGGACCAAGUGUUGAAAAUGCCAAGGCCUAUAAUGGAAACCUUAUUACUCAUCUUAGAUCAUUAGUUGGUACGCCUUUGAUACCUGGAAAGUCUGUGGACACAUACAUUUUUGCACUCUAUGAUGAAAACCUCAAAUCUGGCCCUGGAUCCGAACGCGCUUUUGGCCUCUUCAAAAAUGAUCUUACAAUGUCAUAUGAUGUUGGCUUGGCCAAGUCUAGCCAAAAGAAUCCGCCGCCAACUAGUCCAGUUACUCCAGCACCUAGCACUACAUGGUGUAUUCCAAAAGCAGGAGUUUCUGAUGCUCAUUUACAGGCCAAUAUUGAUUAUGCAUGUAGUCAAGGAUUAGAUUGUAGACCAAUACAACCGGGAGGAGUGUGUUUUGAUCCCAACACAUUACAAUCUCAUGCUGCUUUUGUAAUGAAUCUCUACUACCAAACAUUUGGUAGAAAUCAAUGGAACUGUGAUUUCUCUCAAACAGCAACACUCACAUCCCAAAAUCCAAGUUACAAUGCUUGCAAUUAUGUUGGUGGGAGUACCUGA